This is a messenger RNA of Fusarium fujikuroi IMI 58289, 1614 nucleotides long. RefSeq lists its product as uncharacterized. The record is from RefSeq and is a predicted model, not a curated record. Lineage: Eukaryota; Fungi; Ascomycota; Sordariomycetes; Hypocreales; Nectriaceae. The transcript is spliced from 3 exons. Bases 1 to 1614 code for a protein of 537 amino acids.
AUGAAAAACGCAUCGUUGGUGAUAAGAGUACUCGACGCUGUAAUUGCAGUUGCGUCACUUACGUUGCGCUAUACGUCUAUUCUGUUUGUCCGGUUUCACCCGAUAGGAAAGCGAUAUCUAGAUCGUAUCUGUGGGAGCUUCGCCAUAUUCCUGCUUGCAUUCUGCGCAGAGGUAGCUCUGCUCAAAUACAGCAAUCUUCGGCUGAAGAGACGCCCAGUUUCCGCCCCAGUGCUGGCUGUCGUUGAUAGACGCAGACCUUUAUUCACGGUUAGCAGCUUCCUCGUCAAUGUGGCAUGCCUUGUUGCUGUUCUUGACUUUCUUUUCAGAGGUCAUGUUCUGCAUCAAAGUGCCGAACUGUUCUUCUCUCGGGUUGGCUAUGUGGAUCACUCGAUGGCUCGGAUUGUAUUGAGGGCUCCUAUGUCUGAUUUUGUUCAGAUCACAGUCACGUCGGUCUCUGACGACGAAGGCGAGACCCAGACACCAAAAUCGGUCUUUUUAGAUGCACACUCGGAUCAUGUCGGGACAGUUCUGAUAGAAGGUCUCAAGCCUAACACUUCUUACACAUACUCAACCAAUGCAAGUCACACUGGGUCGUUUCGGACUUUGUCUCAACCUGGUAGUGGCUUGAAGCGCUGGAGUCUAGUUUCUUCAAGCUGCAUCAAGCCGUUCUACCCAUACAACCCUCUGGACCAUGGUCUCCGAAUCAAGGGACUUGAACAAUUGAGUGAAUACCUUUCUGAGGGCCCAGUGGAUGUGGUACUGUUUCUGGGCGACUUUAUAUAUAUCGAUCUCCCCAUCUCACUCGGCUGGGAUGCUGAUGCAUAUUCAGCGGCAUAUCGACAGGUUUAUGCCUCCCCUUCCUGGUCCUCACAACUCCGUGCAAUCCCUUGGAUACAUGUCUAUGAUGAUCAUGAGAUUAUAAAUGACUGGGCAGGGAAUGACACGGGGCUUUAUAAGACGGCCAUGCAGCCAUUCUGGAACUACCAUGGAAACGCUAACCCGCCGUCAGAGUAUGGUGCAGACAAGACCUACUACACCUUUCGAUACCAAGGAGUAGCAUUCUUUGUCUUGGAUACCAGGCGAUAUCGAUCAGAUAAUGCAAUGGUUGAUGGACCAGAAAAAACAAUGCUUGGCGCACCCCAACUUGCCGCUUUGAAAGAGUGGCUCACAGCAGAGUAUGAUUGGAAGGUCGUAGUGAGCAGUGUGCCAUUUACGAGGAAUUGGAGAGGCCCAGACUCUGCAGACAGUUGGUCAGGAUUUCUCUGGGAGCGGAAUUCAAUCUUAGAUAUCAUGAAGCGGAAUGGUGGCGCUGUUAUUCUCAGCGGUGAUCGCCAUGAACAUGCUACGACGAUGUUCCCGGCAAAGGCCAAAGGUGACAAGCCAGUUAUUGAGUUCUCCACUUCUCCAUUGAACCAAUUCUACGAACCGUUUGACAGGUUUCACAAGGAGAUUGAGGAGACUGAUGUGUCGAUUUACUCACAUCCCUGGGGGUCUUCGAAAUUCGGAAAGGUCACGUUUGACACCUCCCAAGCAGGCAGGCUGCUUAUCCACUAUGAUCUGGUUGUAGACGGUGUUAAAGUAUGGGAGUAUGACUGGGAGGCUCAACGAUAUUGA